Molecule: messenger RNA, 9335 nt
Organism: Ceutorhynchus assimilis (cabbage seed weevil)
Lineage: Eukaryota; Metazoa; Arthropoda; Insecta; Coleoptera; Curculionidae
Source: the annotation of a GenBank genome assembly
CUACAAUCUUCACUCUUCAACUUCUUCCCUACCUACGCAAAAAUGAAAUAAUGCAAUUAAUAUGGCGUCGCAGGAAAGAUGUAUUAGUGUUCAUGUUGAUUUUUCUUGUUUUUAAUGAAAAAUUGGAUAUAACACGUGUUAAGUUCGUAUUAAAAUAUAGAACAAAAUGUGAAUAAAUCAGUGCGAGAAAAUUUAUGGCGAAAAAGCGUUUACUUAUGAGUGACAAAGCUAUAUAAUAGUGAGUGGCUUGUUUAUAGCUAUGGCGUCUAGAGAAGAGACAGAGACCAAUGGUGAACAGAAAAAUAGGGGCUUUUUCAAUAAGGAGUCCAAGCACAUAUCUCAGAAUAAAUGUACAGCCUGUGAUCUUUUUGUUUCAGAGUGCAAUUGUAAUUUACAACGAAAACUUUUUCGUGUUGAAUUGGAUUUGUCAAAUGGAGACAGCAGUGUCAGUAGGGAUGCUCUAGUUGAUGAAUUCGUACCCCUAAGUAACGGCCAAGAACAUUUUGACAAACAAAUGAUAAAUAAUCCUGAUCCGGAGAGUAAUUCCGUUAUUUUUGGACUUCCUAAAACUUCAUCAUUAACGGCCGAUUCUGAGUCUAAUGAUUUCCUACAAAGCAUCAUGUCUCACGAAAAAACUAUACUUUCAGAAACUACAGCUACAGAUAACGGAAAAUAUAAGAGGGCCACGAAUUUUGAACAAACAAAUUUGUUCUCAAAAUCGGCCACGAAUACUGCAGCUGAACUUACUUUUGAAAGAGGUGAACAACAAGAAAGUACAAAAAAUGAAUGUUACAGUAUGAUUUCAGAAGAAGCAUCGAACAACAGUGAAGUAAAAAUGAAAGAUUUGUAUGGACAUUCAAAUGACUCCCAAGAGGUAAUAGAUGAUGCCCUAAGUGAAUCAGUACCAAAAACUGACUGUGAUAGAACUUGUCUGGAUAAACCUGAAUUAUUAUUACUAAAUGCGAAUAACAACACUAUCCAAAUUAAUUCUAAAAUUGGUGAUUCUGAAAUAUUACAUAAUGACGUGCCAGUUGAAACUGUUGCUCCACAAUUCAAAAAGGAAGUGUUCUUUGAAGACAUGAAUACAAAUUUGCUAAUAGAAAAAAAAGAAGUUCUCGAAGCAAGUGAAGAACAAUCUAGCAAGCACCUUGAAUCUACUUUUGGUAUCUUUGAAGGGGUAACUUGUCCGAGAAAAGGUCGAACACAUUCAUUGGACACAGUUUUAGAUUUUAAUCAAGGAAUAAAAAGGGCACACUCUGCUGAACCAAAUGAUACCGAUGUGAAAGUAAGAAAGAUCGACUUUUCAAAAAGCGAUGCCAAGUCUGAUAAAAAGUCAUCAGGAUCAAAGCAUCGGCGGCAUAGUAGCCAUAGUAGUGGACACCACCGACGUGAUUCAAAAAGUAGUCAUGGCAAACACAGUUCAAAACAGCGGGGCAAGCCAAACGUGAUGGCUAAUGGAAGUCAUAGUAUUUAUGCUGUAACCCGUAUGGACAUAGAUAAACUCAACAUGGUCGUAACUACAUGCGAAGUUUCCUCUACAUAUGCCACACUUGAUUGUCUCAAAAGUGACCCAGAAGACAAUAAUACUGACAAUACUGCAACUCUAGUACACAGCACUGAUGACAUUUAUAAAGACGGUUUGGAAACGGAUGUUAAAGGCCAGGCAACAUCUGAUGAAAAUCUAAUGAGAAAGCAAGGUCUUGAUCGUCAAGCAAUUGAAACACAAAUCAACCAGAAUCUGCUAGCAAGCCGUUUUAUGAUUUCCUCCUGUCCAAAGGUAUUUUGUUCAUCUAGGAAAAGUAGAACACGUUCACUGGACAUAAAUUCAAAUGCGUGUCGUGGUAUAAAGAGAUCGCAUUCUGCUGAGCCGAAUGAUGUCAACCCAAUAAAAAUUGACUUUGCAAAAUAUAAAAAACUUAUAGCUGAGGUUAGACCUGAGAGGAAAUCUUCUGGAUCGAAAGAUAGUCACGAUCGUCGGCAUAGCAGCAGUAGUAGUCGAAGGCAUGAAUCAAAAAGUAGCAGUAAAAAACAUUCAAGUAGUUCAAGACAUCAUAGGGAUAGUUUGAAGCCAAGGCGGAUGACCAAUGGAAAUUAUAGCUAUUCACAUGAAGAUACAUCGUUGAAGUAUAGAAAAUAUUUUCAUUUGGAAACUCAUACUAAUGGCGGCGCUAGUAUUUUACGAAUGUACCAUGAUGAAAUAAAGCAUUUAAACCCAGAUGAACUAAAACAACUAGCACAUGAAUGGUUUCGAAUAGCAUUCGAGGAGGAUAAAAACGGACACGCUCGAUUUGUUAUUGCCAUAAUUCAUGGUUCUGCUUCAUACCUGCCAGAUAUAUUAGAGUAUAUGGCGGAAAAUUAUCCAAAUUUAACAGUGAAAAAUGGUUUGUUGAGUAAAAGCUCAGACAUCGAAACUACUACACUGGCAGCUUAUAAUAAGAAUGUUUCCAAAAGUUACUCAUCUGGCACCGUUAGAUUUGGACCUUUGCAUCAAAUUAGUAUAGUUGGAACCGCUCAUGAGGAAGUAGGAGGCUAUUUUCCAGAUAUUCUAGAUUUGUUGGAAGAAAAUCAAUUUUUACAAAUGACGAUGCCUUGGGGAACUUUAUCCUUAUUGGAUCAAAUGAAACCAACGGAGAGUAAUGAUGGUCCAAUCAUUUGGUGUAGACCUGGAGAGCAGUUGGUUCCAACAGCUGAUAGUAAAUCACUAAAUAAACGGAAAAGAACUGGCAUAAACGAACUAAGGAAUCUCCAGUAUUUGCCUCGAAUGUCGGAGGCCAGAGAGCACUUAUUUGAAGAUCGAACUAGAGCUCAUGCGGAUCACGUAGGUGCAGGACUUGACAGAAAAACCACAGCGGCAGUUGGUAUAUUAAAAGCUAUACACGGGGGUAAACAUGAAGGUCCCAUUAACAGGAUAACUAAAGAUGUUGUAGCAUUUUCUGCGAAAAAUUUCGACAUAUUGGCAGAAAAGUUGCAACUGGAUUUGCAUGAACCUCCUAUUUCACAAUGUGUACAGUGGAUUGAAGACGCAAAGUUAAAUCAAUUACGCAGAGAAGGCAUUGAAUAUGCUCGAGUGGAUUUGUAUGAUAAUGAUAUAUAUUUUCUGCCAAGGAAUAUUAUUCAUCAAUUUAGAACCGUGACUGCAGUAACCAGUAUUGCAUGGCAUGUCCGAUUGAAGCAGUACUACGAUUUCGAAAUUACUGAAACUAAAGAGAAUGUUACAAAUAAUUAUAAAAUUGCAAAUGAUGGUCACAAAUCAAAGGUUGCUGAGAUACCAGAUAAUCCUGCUAAAAAUGUUGAAAAAGUAAAACCAAACAUGGACUUGAAAUUAAAAAUUAAAAUUGGAGGGGAUAAAGUCAAGAUAUGUGGUAAAGAACUCGAUAAAGACCAAGACAAACUAAAACAUAGCAGUAUUACUAGUGGCAAUAAAGAAAAGCAUAGUAGCAAAGAUAGACAUAACGAUGGAGAUAAAGAUAAAUAUAGAAGGGAGCAUAGGCAUAAGCAUAAACAUCAUGACAAGGAUAAAGAUUAUCAUAAAAGUAAGGACAGGCAUAAGCAUCACAGUUCUAGUACACAUAGAGACAAAGAAAAGAAAGAAAAAAGUCACGAAAAUCAUAAGAGACGUUCUGAAAAAAGAAAAGAUUUGAGUGACAGGAGACUGAGUAGUGAAACAGUCAAUUCAACAGAUGAUAGGCUUGUAACAAAGCCUAUAACAGCACCUGAUAUGUCCUCAUCAACCUCGAUAUCGGAUAAUUCUGAUGUGUCAUCGUUAAAGAGUAAUAACGCUAAUUCCAUCAGUAAUUCUGUGUCACUAACAGAGGGAAGAAGAGGAUCCGAUAGUCCCAAAAAGAAGCCAAUUAAAAUAAAGAUAAAAGCCUUACCACCCCCACCUUCAAAUGAUGUUUUGGGAGAUAUCCUCACAUCUAUGAGUAAUAAUGAGCUUCAAAUUUGAUAUUAACCAAUUAUUGGUUGACUAGGAGCCGAUACUUUUGAUCUCGAUUAACGAAUUUGAUACGUCGUUGAAUUUAACAAGGUUUUGCAUGGGCGAAGGUCUGUGUGUAUAAUACGGUUAGAGCAUAUUCAAACCCCUGAUUAUUUUUAACGGCUGUCAAAUUCGUAAACUGAGAACAAAAGUACCGGCGCUAAAUCUUCAAAAUUACAUUUUAGUGUAAUUUAAAUAGUUCAUCAAUUCCCUCUGUAAAUAGGAACAUAAUUAUUUUUGAUUAAACAUUUUCCAAUAUGAUUUGAGAAGGUUAGAAAUAUGAAUAAAGUAGGCUGGAAAAUGUGCAAAUCAAGGACAAUAAACUAAUUAUAAAUCUAUAUUUAUUAUCCAAUUUGGAAGACUGCAUAUUAUUGAAAGUUUAAUUUAAUAAUCUGCUUUAGCAAACUUAAAGAAAUGUUGGGAUUGCUUAGGGCCAGUUUCACAAACAGCAGUAAGUACAGGACACUGGUAACCCACAAUAUAUCUGUUUCAUAAUGUGUGGUUUAGCCAAAACCAUUGGUCAAGCUUCAGAUUGUCUUAACUCAAGCCUCAAAGGAAGUUUACACAGUGCGAGUUGCUGAGCUGGCCAGAACACAGAAGCUGUAUAUGGCGAGCGGAGAAAAAAAUAGUCAGCUUUUCACCUGUUUAGACGAGGUCAGUCGCUGUACUGCAUGGAUGGAUGUGUUCCUGGACAGAGGGCUUGCAGAUCUUUAAAAGGUGACCAUGUCAAAAGUACGCGUCGAACACAGCGAAUUUUCUCAUUGCCUGACCAGGAACUGCAGUCUGCGUUCAAAUUAGGCUGGUAUAAGGCGAACUACUGGCCUAAUGUCCAGUAGGUGAAAGCGAGUGGCCAGUGAAAUCAAAAACUAUUGCAGUUACUCGAAUGUAAAGUCCGUUCAUACAGUCUAUAGACUUUUUCGGGUGCGUGAUCUGAGAUUUUGGACUCUGAUUGGCCAAAAUUAGGGGUCGACUCGGUCGACCAGCGCUCAAUAUAAACGAUUGACCCAAGGCCCUAGUGAGGCCCCAAAAUCUAGCCAAUUAGCGUCCCAAAUCACGUACUCGAAAAAGUCUAUAGUCUUUAGCUGCCUAUCCUUGCAGAGAUAGUAACUCGGCAAAUCUGUUUAACAGUAUAACAUUACCUGACAAACAGUUACUGGCCUUCUCAACUGACCUGCUAGCUUGCACCGUGUAAACUCUCCUUUAUUUUGCGAACUGGUGGUCAACCCGCAAUUAGUUUGAUAACCAGUGCAGGUUACACCAAUUGUCAAACUGGGCCUUAAAGAGAUUUGGUUUACCUCCUCUGACAAAACAGAUCUAGACUCUAUGUAAGUUAACAAAUUAAUGUUUGGGAAUAAGUUAAGUGAACUGUUAGUUUACUGCUAAUAGUGCAAGUUGGAAUAAUUAUGAAAAAAAAUUAAAUUGGCUUUUUAUUAGAAAUUGAGAUUAGGCCAUUGAAAAUUCUAGUCAGCAUGCAAAUAUUUGUUUCAAAAAAGUGUCAGAUUCUUCUUAGGCAUUCACUCGGUAUCUUAAACUUCCAAUUAGUUGUUCUCCACUUAUUAACAUAAGACUUGAAAUAACGUAUGUAAAGUCUGAGGUACAAAUAUUGGUUUUUGGCAUUUCUUUAAGUUUCCUAGAGUUUAACAUUUUCCAACCAUUUGUUUCCAUCUAAUUAUGUCUAUGUUCACCAAAUAUGGAUUGUAAAUUUACAUUUAGUACGAGUUUAUCCUCCUUACAUGUCAAAUUUUAGAAAAGAAAUGCAUACAAAGUGACAUUUAACCAACAUCUACCCAUAUAAUUAGGCAACGAUAGGUUGGUGAUAGAGAAUUACUUUUCGAUAGCAAAAAAAGGUUUGAUGAAAGUUUGUUUCAAAAUAAUACACACAGUACACACGGGGCGAGCGAACAGAACCGCGUUUUAUUAAGAAAUGGCGAUUUCUUGUUUCUUGCAUACUGACAUGGAUAAAAACUGUCAACCAAUUUUGCCUAAUUUCGGUUUCCACUAUUAAUUAGGAUCUCGAGAGCAAUCACCAAAUUCAGGCCAGAAUGUAAAAAUUCUAGUUACAUAACUUGGUCCCCAAUUUAAACUUGUUUCGAAUAUCCUAAUUAUUGUGAUCUCAGUACCUAGGCAUGUAUUUUAACUAGAUACUUGAUGAAGUGGAUCAUGUACAUUUUUUCACUUUUUAUUAUUUUGUUUUUUUUUUUUUGUUAAACUGAAGAGUGAUUUUGCAUAUUUAUAUAUAAAAAAACUUUAUAUUUGUAUUAUAUCUGUAGAAUCUUUUUAAGAAAAUAUGUUAAGUAUUUUUUAAAUUUUGUAAAUUAUUGACUAUUGUGUAUUUGUAAUUGUAGAUUCAAAUACGAAAUAAUAAGUGAAAAAAUAUUAGCCAAAGCGACAUUGGGAAUCUUUCUGAAUUAUUAUAUAUCAUUAAGUUGCAUUUUGAGAUUUCUCAGUGGAUCAUACAAAUUUUAGUUUUGGCAUAAUAUUCUCGAAUAAUAACAUUCACUUCAUAGAUGACUCAACAAUACUCCACCUUUGAGGCUGAAGGUCACAAAAACAGGCGAUGGAUCUUAUUUUGGAUUAUUAGAGAUACGUUCACGGUGAGAAAAGUCUUAAAAUUAAUUUUGCAUAACCAACAGCUUUUGUUGUAGAGAGAGUAUGCUUUGAACUCUGAAUAGCUAUGCAUUCUUUCUAUGCCACCAUAGAUGGAGUGGAAGACGUGUUGUGUUCUUCAUAUUCAUGUCUAUCAAGCUAUUUUGGGAAUUCCUGUAGUUGGCCUGUUAUAAGUUCGUGCAGUUUUUAGAAAACACGUUUUCAUUAAAAAUUAUCAGUAAUUUUGAUGCACUUGUGCUAUUGCCCCCGAAGAGUUGAUCGAACGUUUGGAGAAACUUUAGUUCCUUUUUUCAACAUGUCAGUUCUGGUAAAUUGCUUAUAGCCUAUCUACAUUUUGUACUUAAUCAUUGGCAUCUUGCAUUAUUCCUUAGAGCUAGUGCCGAAAGGCCCUAUUAAAUAAACAUAUUAAACCUUUUUUAUUGCAAAUUCUAUGACCUACAUGAUCAACAAUUGGAGCCAUUCCAAGCAAGAUUUUCAUGAAAACUUGUUUUUGUGACCAUAUAGCCUGUAUUUCUCAGAUCAAGUACCCCAGUAUAGGACGGGAGUAGUGUGACUAGGUAUAUUUUCAGAAAUUUAAAAUUAGUAUCAUCAUGGAUUAGUCGCAUAAUGAAAACUUCCGGUGACAUAUUUAAUUAUAACAAAUUAUAUUAGAGUUAAAAUAAAAUAGGCAAAAUCAUAAAUGUUUAUAUUAUAAUUUUGCAAACCAACACUUGGUAAAAAAUUAUGCGCCCUUUUUUAGUUGAUUUUUCGUGUUGUGUAAUUUUAUUAUUUGUUUGUUUCAACUUUUAUUAUUACAUAUAUCAUUUUCAUCUACAUUGCAUAAACAUCUUAUUUUGGUAUUGUUUCCUCGUUAUAUUUUUGUUUUCCUUUUUUUUUUAUUAUUCAUAAAUCAUGUAUUUAUUUCACAAAUAAUAAAGUUGUUACUAAAAAUCUAAAAAUAUCUAUAGCUUUGUUUAUAUUCUAUUUUACCUAGUAUUUUUGUUCUGAUUUUAUUUCGCCAAACUCUUAUGCACAUAAUAUAAAAAUUUACUGAUUUCAAAAACAUCACGCAUUUUUCCCACAGCAAUAGUUUUAAAUUUUUAAAUUUUUUCCUGCUCAAGCUUCAUCUACUACCCUGUUUCUUUUGAUAAUCUGACAGGGCAUAUAUAAAUCCUUUGUGAUUAUAAUAACAUUGGGCUGGUUUCUUUGAAAGUUGGGUGAUUUUGGUCCUCAGAUCGAUUUCAGAUUUCUUGCGAAUAUAUAUUUCAAUAAAGCUUUACAAAUAAUAUGAAUUUGAUUCACCAUGCUUGAUAACUGUUAACAAUUUUUUUUCAACUAUGCUAAAAAUGCGAAGAAACAAAUAUAACAAUUGAAUUGAACCCUAGUGUAGAAUAAAAAACCACCCCAUAAUACAUCCAACCACUAAGCUAAACACUCAAAAUGACAGCCUCUAAUUUGAUCAAGAAGAAUUGAUCAUUGGAAUUGAGAAAUAUUGAUUCGAACAGAGACAGAUCAGUGGUGUAGGCACUUUUUCCAAAUUGCUGAUUUUCUUCAUUAUUUUGUUGUUUUCGCGGCUGUAACGAUUUAUUUGUCAUGUAAUUUUGUUUACCUACACAAAACUAUAACCCUUCUACAAUAUAUUUGAAUGUCAGAUACAGAAUUUAUUAAUUUUGUCAAUUAUUGAAAAAAAAAAUUUAAUUCAAAAGGUACUUAUUACUACUAGUACCUAAUUAACUGAAUUAUUUAGGUAGUAUAAAUAAUAAGUAGAUAUUAGGUUUUAUUUUUUUUAGUGAAACCUUUGUUUAAACUAAAUUAGAAAAUCAUUGUUUUUAGAUCUCAAGCCAAAAUAAUUUAAUAAAGGUUCUAUUUAUUUUGUUUAGCUAUAACUUGUACAUAUGUAUACUAAAACAAAACUGUACAGUUUUUUUACGCAGUUAAACAUUUUAAGUAUUGUUAUUAAAGUACAUAUAAAAAUGUUAUAAGAGUCUUUAGAAGUCAUUUUUUCCAAAAAAUAUGUUUUUUCAUGAUACUGAUCUAGCAUCAUAGUUUGCAGUUUUCCUUAAAAAUAGAAACUGCAAAACAGGUAGAGUUUAUAGAAUAUUUCUUAAAGUUGAUUCAGUAUCAUAAGGAGAAAGAUAUUUAUAAAACUACAUAAUAUAUUUGUUUUGUGUGUAGCUUUAGCAUAUAUAUUUUAAUUUGUUUAUGUAUCCUCUUUAUUCAGUUUACAGAAAAAAUAUUCCUUUUGUCAUUCAACUUUAACCUUUGCUCGUAUUUUAUUGUUCAAUAGUCUCUGCAAAUUCAAUGAAAGUCCUAACAAUGUACAUCAUAUAAAAUAAAGAAUUUUGUUUAAAAUAGAAUUCUCUGCGUUCUCAAAUAGGCAGCCUCAAGAAAUCUGGAGCAAUAGCUUCGAAAUAAUUUGCUUGUAGCGGACGAUUUUGCUACAUCUUAUUCAAAUAUAAAUGGUAGCAGAAGCUUAUAUGAUAUGUUAUGUUCCUACCAUUGAUUGCUAUAAGAUACAGAGUGUAGAAAUAUUUUUUCUAUUAAUAUAAUUUGUUUCAAAUUUUUUAAUGACAUCUGCAUUGUAUAUAUUACCUGAAAAGCCAGUCAAAAAAAUCACCGAAUAGCUGUAUUUUCAUAAUAAUUAUUAUAUAUAAGUAAAGUUCCUUUUAAAACCCAAAGUGUCGGUUUCUCAAACAGAACUGUUCAUUUUUAUCCAAUAAGUGUCCUGUAUUUUUUAAUGUGAUAAUAAAGUCUCCCUUCUGUUAGUACAGAA